GUCCCGCAUAUUUCCCGCAUCUGCCUUCAUUCCUCAUAAGUUCACAUCAGGGCUGCCAUCACAAGACGAUGGCCUCUUCUAUGCACUGCCAAUCCUAUGUUUUCGAUCCGCGUCCACGGUACCCUCUUCAGCUGACUGCAAAGCGCUAUUGGAUUCCAUCUGAAAAUGCGCUCUUGAGCAAUGACUCUGAUGCUCUCACUCUCAUCUUCACGCAUGGAACUGGUUUCCACAAGGAGAUUUGGGAGCCUACUAUCGAACACCUUUUUGAUGUGAUUGCAAAUGAGAACAAUAAUGGACGAUCUGGUCAGCGCGUGAAGAUUCGUGAAGUCUGGAGCGUCGAUGCACCGGACCAUGGCGAUGCUGCCAUUUUAAAUGAGAAGGUUCUGCAAUGGGGUUAUUCGGAAGUCGUAAGUUGGGAAGAGCACGCUCGCAGUCUUCAUGCCUUCCUCACCGGAUUGGGGACUGGCGUCGAUGUUGAUUUCAGCACCCACAACCUUGUUGGCGUCGGACAUUCCAUGGGAGCCGUCUCUCUAAUCCUGUCAGAGACGUACAUGCCCGAAUUGCGGUUCUCAUCCAUGAUUCUCGUCGAACCUAUGAUCGUUCCCGAACCGCCCAAGGCCUUCAAGGAACGUCUGUCAGCUGGAUUCCUGAUCUCAGCGGCGCAGCGACGACGUGAUGUUUUCCCGAGCCGGGAGGAAGCAACGAAAUACGUUCAGAAUAGCGGCGUAUCGAAACACUGGGACCCACGUGUCCAAAAAGUAUUCGUUAAACACGGUUUGAGGCAGCUCCCCACGGCGGAGUACCCCAAGCUUACUGAGGGUGUAACCCUGAAGUGUAGUAAAGUGAUGGAGAUCGCCUGUUACAAGGAUGCCCUUGGUCGAACCCGCGCUUUCCAGCGGCUUCACUUACUCUGCAGUCAGAUUCCAGUGCAUUUUGUCUAUGGCGUAAUAAACGAUCAAGUCCCAGGCGUUGUGAAAGAGAACUUCCUUACUGUAGGCGCCAAGGGCAGGCAUGCUUCCGUAACGCGUAUCGACGGUGCAGGCCAUCUGGUACCACAUAUGCAACCUCAACGACUCGGAAGGGCUCUCAUGGAGAUCCUGCAGUGCCGUCCUGCGAGCAAAGUUGCCGAGGCAACCGAAGCACCCGAGAACACCAAGCUGCCACACGGACACGAAAAGCAAUUCGAAGCUCAGGCGCAAGCUUCAUUGCGUGGACACUUGCGGUCAUUCCUGUGAAUUAAGACAAACUGAAGACGAUGACGUCUGAAGCCCCGAAAGUCGUUUAGUACCGCCGACAUUGGCCUGUAAUCUUAGCCUAUUGCCUUCUCGCUUAGAUUCUCUUGGAUGCUGUUUUCCACGUUCGUCUUCGUCGUCCUCCUUGUUAUCGCUGUGCGUGCAGUCUGUCAUGUUUUCUUCCUUGACAUUUUCAAGCUUCAUUUUCUUUCGUGUCGUCCUUGAACACUUGGGUUUGAUUGAACAAUGUACUAUACGCUAUCACCUUCUACUUGUCUUGCUGAUCUGGGUCGAGGUCGUAGUCCAGAUGCCAACCGCGUAAUAGAUGUUAUCAGCAGACCUAAAAGUUCCGAUCUUUAUAAGAAACUAUAUAUGUCAAGUAAGUCCGUAACUGUAGUCAAGCGUACUUAGUAUACACCGUCGCCUUCUC
Molecule: messenger RNA, 1662 nt
Organism: Somion occarium
Lineage: Eukaryota; Fungi; Basidiomycota; Agaricomycetes; Polyporales; Cerrenaceae
Source: the annotation of a GenBank genome assembly